This is a messenger RNA of Babjeviella inositovora NRRL Y-12698, 768 nucleotides long. Its product is annotated as CAP domain-containing protein. The record is from RefSeq and is a predicted model, not a curated record. NCBI's taxonomy places the organism in Eukaryota, Fungi, Ascomycota, Pichiomycetes, Serinales. Gene Ontology annotation, cellular component: extracellular region. The transcript has a single exon. The coding region runs from base 1 to 768 and encodes 255 amino acids.
AUGGUCACUUGCAAGAUUGUUUACCAAGUCGUCACGGAAUUCGUUACGGAAUACGUCACCAUCCUUCCGGGUCAGACCCAGCAGUUGGGUGAGGCCGUGGUUGCUUCCUCAACUGGCACCAACAAGGCCUCCACCAGCGUUUCGUCCAUCAAGACGGCGGCUGCCACCACUCAGAAGCAGGUCGCUGCUCAGGAGACUACUGUUGCCAAGGCCACAACUCCAACCACCUUUGUCACUAUUGCCACCACCCCUGCCGCUCAGACCACUGCCCAGACCACUGCCCAGACCACUGCUCAGACUACUGCUCAGACCACUGCUCAGACCACCUCGUCUAGUGAAUUCUCCGGCGCCAAGGACCCUAUCUUUGCCAAGGCUAUCUUAGACGAACACAAUGCCAAGCGUGCCUUGCACGGUGUCAAUGCUCUUACCUGGGACAACACCUUGUACGAGUACGCUCAGGCCUAUGCUGACAACUACGACUGUUCCGGUGCCUUGAUCCACUCUGGCGGCCCAUACGGUGAAAACUUGGCUAUCGGCUACACCACCACCGGUGCUGUUGACGCCUGGUACGAUGAGGGUUCCUCUUACGACUACUCCGCUGCCAAUACCUACGACCACUUUACCCAGGUUAUUUGGAAGAGCACCACCAAGUUGGGCUGUGGCUACAAGACCUGUAACAACAUAUGGGGUACCUACAUCAUUUGUUCGUACGAUCCUGCCGGUAACUUUAUCGGCGAGGACGCUGCCAACGUCUUGCCAUUGAUCUAA